UCUGGUGGGCUUUAUUUAAUCAGACCUGUAAGUCGCUAUCGGAGUUUCAAAAUAUGUACUUCACUUUAACACUGAAAGUCUUAUUGGAAUUUCGGAAUAAUAAGCGAUACCUGAAAAUCUACGAAUUGAGUCCAACUGUGAAAAUCGAUCGCUGGAUUUUAGAGAUUGAAAGCCUUUUUAAAGAAAACACCGACCUAACCAUCUUUUUAAACCGUUUGUUUAACCAACGAUGGACUGAGAUCUGGAAUGAAUGGGAACCAAGCAUAUUGGACACAUUUGCCAGUGUCUUUAUCGGCAUGAUAAAGGAUACAUUCAAUCAAAUUCCUUACGAUGACUUGUUUCUACCAGAUGAUAAUUCAUCUUGAUGGGAUAUCCUAUAUUUCCCCCGACUAUGAUAUAACAACGUGCCAAGUUUUGCAAAUAAUCAAUUUUUUUAUGGGUAUUGUGCAGUUUUAGGUUCGCUUGUUCUAUAUAUAUCUUUACAGAAUUAUCAGUCUGCAGAGUUGUUUGAAUUGGGCCGAUAUUUGUCUUAUUUAUAGUUAAUAGGUAUUUAUAUAGGUUAUAGCUUCUUGGUCAGCAUCAAUAGCCGAGUUGAUAUAGCUAUGUAUUAGUUAUCGGAUUCGCUUUCUUGACCACAUUUUUGAGCUUUUAAUAGCUAGACAUACAAAAUGUUCGAUGCAGUAUAUCUUUAAUUAUACACAGCGGCAGAAUAUUUAAUUUUUGUGAUAGCCUUCCCCGUUCAUGGAAGAUGAAGCACAGUUCUUGUAAAUAAUAAGUAUGAUAGAUAGGGUAGGGUAUCUCCUAGUUAGGCACUCACAAGUAGAGCACUCGUACAUGUUUUGUUUAAUUCGUAUAUUUAAUUUUAUUUGUUAAGAAAUAUUCCUAAUGAAAACAGUUUAUAAAAGUACCGAUACAACUAUUAUGCAACCGCUCUCUCACUCUCAAGAAAUGCCGUGUAGAAGCUGCAAAAUGCAAUAAGAUAAAAAGCGGUUCAACUGGUUCUCGAAUAAUUGAAUAUGCUUAGAGUGGACAACUGAAUCGUGUUAGCUUAUUCUUAGUUGAGCUACAAAGCAUUAAGCACGUGCCGAAUCAAGUCUAUGAAAUAAAUAAGCUAUCAUUAAAAAGAGGAAAAUGAUAUCCUACGUUUUGGCUAUCCAUCUACUUCUGAUCGUUUUUUUCUGCACAGCAUUACCAGAUAGAAUCAAGAAAUGUCGUUUCGGAGAUGAGAAAUGCAUGGUUAAGUCCAUAAACGACAUCAUCAAAAAAUAUCCAAAAGGAAUACCCGAAUUGGGCAUUAAACCAAUCGAUGUGGUUGAUAUAAAGGACACAGAACUCUUAAAAUCAAAUCGAACCGGAUUUCUUUGGGCAUCAGUCAGUCUGAGUAAUCAAAUAAACUAUGGCUUCGAAAACACAACCAUUACAAGUGUUAAGGGAUUCGAAAAAAAUCCCAAGGCUAGUCAAAUUAUAAUCUCUGGACGUAUACCCAGUUUGGUGCACAAGGGCUCUUUUGUUGCGAAUGGACACCUCUGGCUGGUUGAAAUGAAUUUAACUGGGGACUCGAUCUCGGAGUUUCAAAACAUGCGUUUCACCUUGAAACUGAAAGUCUCACUUGAUUUCCGAAAUAAUAAACGAUACUUGAACAUCUACCAGCUGACUCCAAUUGUCAAAAUCGAUCGCUGGAUUUUAGAGAUGGACAGCCUUUUUACAGAAAACACCGAUCUUACCAUUAUUUUAAACCGUUUGUUCAACCAACGUUGGAUUGAGGUGUGGAAUGAAUGGGAACCAAGUAUAUUGGACACAUUUGCCAGUGUCUUUAUCGGCAUGAUCAAAGGUAUAUUCAAUGAAAUUCCUUACGACGACUUGUUUCUGCCAGAUGACAUUUAAUUCUUCUAUAUUUAUUUAUAUUCUCAUAUGUGCUAACUGUAAAAAGAUCUGUAAAUUUUAUAGCAGUUAAUACUUAUUUUUUGGCUUUUGUAAAGUUUUCGGUUCUGUUCUUCUAUAUAUCCUCACAGAAUUAUCGAUCUGUAGAGAUAUUGUGACUGGACCGAUAGAUGUCUAAAUUAUAAUUAUUAUUAUAGCAAUAUUAGGAAAACAAAUUGUAUCUAAAAUAUGUUCAAUUUAUUGCUAUUAAAGUAAAUUUUUGAUUAAUUCUUUGAACAAGUUAAUAUAACUAUUAAUAAUUUUCCCUUGCCCUGCACAUCCUGAAAAGCUCAUCAAAUUAAACGAUUCGCGACCCAGCCUCUGUUGCGCCGAGCCAAAUACGUAGGCAUUUAGCGAAACGUUUAUUUCAUUAUUACGCUGAGGGGGAUAUCACCCACUGCAUAUAAAACCACUGCAUUGGUAGCCGGCGCACAAAAGUCAAAUUGAAAAAGUCAGAAAUGUUUCCGGCAUUUGAGCGCGAAACCCCAAACAAAAGCCCGAAGGGUGACUAAAGUGGCCCACCCACGGGGGUUGGCUGGCAUCAUUGACAAAGUAAAAACCGUAGCGGAAGGACUAGCAACAAACCAACCAGGCCCACCACCAAGCAUCCAGUCAACCAACUCACUCAGUCCCAGCAAAAAAAUAUAAAUAAACCCAUGCCAAAACAUGAAGCGAAACAAGUUAUAGUGCUCUGGCCAAAGGUGCUCGACUAGGCGAUAUCCUGCAUCCACCUCUUAGUGGACCUUAUGAUACUGAUUGACUUCCCUAUUCCGCGCACUCAAUAUCGCCAUCUAAUAUGUAAAUAUACCAAAAACCAUGCAUACAUCAUACAUCCAAUAACCGUCAUGAUGGGUUCCUAUUAUCUUACCUCUCAGAAUUGAGUUAAUAUUGAUAAUUUAAAGGUAUAGUACUCAUACUCAAACAGGCUAAAGGACAAAUUGACUUGGCUAGAACGACUCGGCUUAUAAUGCUGAUCUUGACAUACACGUUACGGGAUUUAUCUGCCUGUUACAUGCUAAUCUAAUAUACCCAUUCUAAAUGACUACAGGGUAUCAAAAGGCUGGCACUUGUGCUGUGCGCCAACCCCCCGCGAACCGACCUCAAAUCACAUGCAUAAGGUUUUUAAGUUUCGUGCUUUGUCAUAUAAGUGCGUGGAGGACGAUCUGUAGAUACAGUUGUAAAGAUAUGGUAACAGGCGCAUAAUGUGACAGCAUUGCCAGAUCCGGGGUGAGCGACAGGGAGACACAAUAGCGGUACACAUGUUUAGGCGUUGCCAGCCGCUGAUUACAAUUGCUUAAGGGGGGGCUGUGACAUAGUCUCUCUAUGCGA
Messenger RNA from Drosophila novamexicana, 3249 nucleotides. Its product is annotated as protein takeout-like. Bases 1132 to 1884 code for a protein of 250 amino acids. The record is from RefSeq and is a predicted model, not a curated record. The transcript has 5 exons. NCBI's taxonomy places the organism in Eukaryota, Metazoa, Arthropoda, Insecta, Diptera, Drosophilidae.